Molecule: messenger RNA, 1526 nt
Organism: Periconia digitata
Lineage: Eukaryota; Fungi; Ascomycota; Dothideomycetes; Pleosporales; Periconiaceae
Source: the annotation of a GenBank genome assembly
CCAACAUGAGGGCUACCACUGCACAGAAGCGCUUUAUGGCGCUGAUCCUUCUAGCAGCACCCCAAAUAUCCUCAGCGAUCUCAGCAGGAGACCCAGACACGAUUUUUCAGUCUUUCAACAACGCUCUCCUCAUCAGAUCAGGGAGCGAUGUAUACUACAAAACCAGCCUAAACAACGAUACGCCAGACCCAUCGUGGUCCGGUGCCCUCAACAUCCUCGUCGCAGAAGACGCGUACGAGCGCACCGGCGACGCGGCCCAGAGACCACUGGUCAAUGAGCUUUGCACGACUUGGCUGAAGAAGAACCCGCCACCGUGGACGUGGAACUGGUGGAAUGAUGAUCUGGGGUGGUAUACAAUGGCGCUUACACGUGGUUACCUCAUCACUGGUACCCAAAGUUUCUUGGACCAAGCGAAGUAUGGGUUUGAUCUUGCGUUCACGCGAGGUUGGGACACUCAGUAUAAUGGGGGUGGUAUUUGGGAAGAGAACCCUGAAGGUACGGUGGGGGAUGGGAAUAAGCUCAGUAAGGAGGCUCUGGCGAAUGACAGUUUGGGUAAAGUCGCCUGUCUACUAUACCAGGCUACGCACGAUAGGGGCUAUUUGGACAAAUGCCAGCAAAUUUACGGCUGGGUAACAACGCACAUCUACGACGCCGAUACAGGCCAGAUCUACACAGGCGUAGAGCCGGAUGGUAAACUCAACAAAGCGGCCGCAGCAUAUAAUCAAGGCACGUUCCUAGAUUUUACUGAAACGUUGUAUAUGUGCAAAGGCAACACGAGUGUCAGAGCAAUUGGUCAAAAAGCACUCGACUACCUAAAGACGAACAUCGCGAAGAACGGCGUUCUCAGCGGUAACAACGACCACACCUGGGCUGACGAAGCGGCGCGAGGCGCAGGCAACUAUAUCCGCAAUCACCAGCUCUGGGACAAAUACUACGACUGGAUGGUCCAAAAUGCUGAUGCGAUCAUGAAGAACCGUCGCUCCGACCUUGGUAUCACGGACAAUGCAUGGGACCGGCAAACCCCCAACGACAAUACCGCGCUCGCGAAUAAGUUCGACAGCGCGACCGCAUGGCUGCAAUACACACCAACCACCAAGCCAGGAUCCAUCGCAGGGCUACACUACGUGGUCAACCAGAAGACGGGGCUUCUCCUCGACAAUGGCAACAAGGACACAAAAGACGCCGUCGCUAUGCAAUGGGGGAGAAACGGCGGUCAGAACCAGCGCUGGCAUUUUUCGCAAAACGCGGAUGGUUCGUGGAAUAUCAUCAGCAUGUCGAGCUUCAAUGCGCUGGACUGUCCUGCAGGGAAACCUGGGAAUGGGGUGCAGAUGGUACAGUGGCCGCGCAACAGGAAUUCCAAUCAGCGGUGGCUUCUAGAGCAGCAAUCGGAUGGCGCGUGGCAGAUUAAAAACCAGGCCAGUGGCGGAUCUUUGGAUGGAGCCUCGAAUUCUACGAAUGGUGCGCCUGUGGUUCAGUGGACUUGGGGGGCUGAGUCGCAGCAGAAGUGGCUCCUUCAGCCUGUAUGA